Beta vulgaris subsp. vulgaris (sugar beet) is the source of this 1266-nucleotide messenger RNA. Its product is annotated as probable protein phosphatase 2C 1. Lineage: Eukaryota; Viridiplantae; Streptophyta; Magnoliopsida; Caryophyllales; Amaranthaceae. The record is from RefSeq and is a predicted model, not a curated record. Bases 64 to 1005 code for a protein of 313 amino acids. The transcript is spliced from 11 exons.
AAACCACAAAAAAGAUAGAGUUUAGAUAGUGAGAUUAGUGAAGGAAGAAAAAGAGGAGUGAAAAUGGUGGGUAGUAUUAGCAAUAGUAGUUUGUUAAGAUCUUCAACAAGCUCUUUUUUAUUAUUACCAACUAAACUAUCAUUAGGCAACAUGAUUAAGUUGCACCCAGUUUCUGCUUCUUUUUCAUCUCAAGUUGUUCAUCCCAUCAAGUCAGAGAUGACACUUUAUGUUGGAACACAUCUUAUACCUCAUCCUAAUAAGAUUGAAAGAGGAGGAGAAGAUGCUUUCUUCAUAAGCAGCUAUAAUGGAGGAGCUAUAGCUGUUGCUGAUGGAGUAUCCGGGUGGGCUGAACUGAAUGUUGAUCCUGCAUUGUUUUCAAAGGAGCUAAUGGCUAAUGCUUCGUCUAUGGUGGAAGAUACAGAGGUAAAUUAUGAUCCACAGGCUUUGUUGAGGAAAGCACAUGCUGCUACCUCUUCUAAAGGUUCAGCAACAGUAGUUAUCGCGAUGAUGGAAAGAAAUGGGAUUCUUAAGAUAGCAAAUGUUGGAGAUUGUGGACUGCGUGUUAUCCGCAAAGGACAAAUAAUGUUUUCAACUUGUCCUCAAGAACACUACUUUGAUUGUCCUUAUCAAUUGAGCUCGGAAACUUCUGGUCAAACAUAUCUAGAUGCUUUGGUGAGUAGUGUAAAAUUGAAGGAAGGAGACAUUGUAGUCAUGGGAUCUGACGGGCUUUUCGACAACAUAUUUGAUCGGGAAAUUGUAUCAACUGUUGCCAGCAACAACGACGUUACAGAAACUGCCAAGGCAUUAGCUAGGCUAGCUAGAGAUCACUCAAUGGACUCCAAUUUCGAUUCUCCAUAUUCAUCAGAAGCUCGGACAAAGGGUAUUGAUGUGCCAUCUUGGAAGAAAUUUCUAGGGAUGAAGCUAACAGGGGGGAAACUGGACGAUAUCACCGUUGUCGUCGGUGAAGUUGUAAAGCUUACAGAAAGCUCUUCGGAUGAGGCUUAAAUCAACAAGUUAAACCAAAGGUUGUCAAUUCUUCAGGUGAAGGAGGUGGUGCAAUUUUACUGAUCUCUAUUCUUGUAUUCGAAAUCUCAAUUUGUGUUGAACAAUGUGAGAGCUAAAACUGAGAUCUGGAAAAUGUGGAUUACAGAUUAACAUUGGUUGUAUUCUUUUCAACAGCUUCAACAUCUUCUUGUAAGGGAUGAUAACUUUACCAAUUUUAAAAGAACAAGCAAUGUAAGAACCGACUAGUGAAGAUUACCGAUG